Molecule: messenger RNA, 1902 nt
Organism: Rhizoctonia solani
Lineage: Eukaryota; Fungi; Basidiomycota; Agaricomycetes; Cantharellales; Ceratobasidiaceae
Product: Fungal specific transcription factor domain
Exons: 5
Coding region: 1-1902 (633 amino acids)
Source: RefSeq, a predicted model, not a curated record
AUGCGGCGGGUUAUGUUUGACUCAACCACAAGUACGGGCCCAGAGGAGUUAGCAAGUGGCCUUGGGCCCUCGGCGUCGACUAUAACGCUGGCAGUUUCUCCAAGCAGUGAAUCUGGGCCGACCGCCCUACCCGACCUGUCUGGAGACGCCCCAAGCUCAUUUAGUUUACCGGAAAUUUAUCAGGUUACGAUUCGGGAUUUCCAACGCAGCAGCCAGACCUCAGUGGUCGAGUACAGCUCUGCCACUGUCAAGGAUAAUCUUGUAUCACAGGAAUCUUCUUCCGGAUCCCAGCUGGUUCCCUGCUCUGACAACGAUCAAUUCGUGACCAUAGAUACACUUGACGGGCAUUCCGAAACUCUCGGUUUAUCUCAGGGCCAGCUUUCGUUACAGUCAUCACCUGACUCAGCCUCGAGCCCGCCCUCAUCCUCGAGGUCCCUGCGUAAUUCUUUGAUUACGUCUAUCAGCACAGGCCCCGACACUUCCAUUGCCUUGACUUCUGGACAAGCAAGUCUACUCAGCUCGCUUUUUAGCCUUGCUCGCUCAGACAGCCAAAGUCCCAAGCUAACUGAAACAAAUCCGAAUAAUCAAGUCGUUGGUUCCCAGGAUGGGCCGAGCUGGCCAUCUGUACUAUGGCAUGAAGAUGAGGACUCGGUAGCGAACGACGACAAUGACGACCCUGAAGGCAUCAGAGCCAUCAUUUGUAGAUCGCCCACGCCUGAUCCCAACACUCGAAGCAAUGCACUGCCAUUUGUGCUCCAAGCCUCCUCUCAAGAUGCCCAUUGGGUGAGCUUCAUAGCGUUCGAGCCCCUGAAAGUUGCAGGCAUGAUCAGAGAAGGCGUGGUCAUGCAGUUUGCAAGCUCGCCUGGGGUCCGAACAAGGAUAUGUCUGAUUGCGAAUGUCAUCGGCAGGCUAAGCAAUGUUCCAGAGCUUGGUCACAGGGAGAUGUCGAUUGUGGGGAUGCUUCGAACUCAGGCUCACCAGCAGAUCGAAGACUUCCACUCCGAAGGACCUGCCAUUGAACGGGCAAGAGAUAUGCAGAACGCACAUAGGGUGCUGGACAGCAUGAUGGAGAUGGUCUUGAUUCAGCGUUACUCGAGCCCUCUGUCCAACAUAGUCACGCUUAUGGGGGCUGCUGCAUCAGUGUUUCGACGAGCUUGCCCAGAGCCUUCCGAUCAGCUCGUCAAUCUACCGAACAUACUCACCUCACCCGGGCUGAAUCUUCAGCAUUUUGCCGCUACGGACGUGCUCAUAAGCGUUGCCACAGCACGGCCUAUGUUCUUCAAGUACGAUGUCAAGUGUACACCCCAGACGUAUGCUCAGCUACUCAAAGGGGACUAUGGCCUUCGAUGGCUACACGGAGCACCGGACCAUUUUAUCGUGCUUCUGGCCUGGAUAAAUGCGCUAUAUGAAGAGUAUGGGACCAACGUGGACCCUAUGUACAUAGGCGAGAUCGAGAGUCAAGUGCGGAGCACAAAGAUCGAGCCAAAUUUCACGCCCGAUGCCGUCCUGCUUAUUCUGAGGCUCGCGGUACAAGAAUGUUGGCGCCAAGCUGUUUGCGUUUACCUCUAUAUGGUUCUGUGCGGAGCUCAAGCUGAUGACCCAAGGGUCACGAGAGCCGUGAGGUCUUUUGUGUAUAUAGUUGACGGUGUCAGUCCUGGGAGAAAUCCGGACUCUUUCCUCUUCAUUCCAAUCAUGAUGGUUGGAUGCUUUGCACACCGCGAACAAGAUCGUAGCGUGCUUCGUCGGCGUAUGAUGGGCCUUCAAGAAUGUAGUAAUCCUGGGGCCGCCAGCUAUGAAUGUCUGGAAGUACUGGAAGAUGUUUGGGAGAGGACUCGAGCUGAAGAUCGACCAGCAGUCUGGUCGGAUUUGAGGUUAUCAUAUCGCAAAAUCACGGGGGUAUAA